Pseudoliparis swirei is the source of this 3941-nucleotide messenger RNA. RefSeq names its product solute carrier family 33 member 1 (gene slc33a1). The transcript has 10 exons. Gene Ontology annotation, cellular component: membrane. The coding region runs from base 282 to 1928 and encodes 548 amino acids. Lineage: Eukaryota; Metazoa; Chordata; Actinopteri; Perciformes; Liparidae. The record is from RefSeq and is a predicted model, not a curated record. Gene Ontology annotation, molecular function: acetyl-CoA transmembrane transporter activity.
AUCGAUAUAACCUGUUCUGAGUGAAACGGUAGUGAUUUUCUCGUGUUUCUUACCAUUAUGAAGAUACCACAAAUCCGCAAUUGCAUGAACAUAGAAUGAAAAUCGUCUCCCCGUUGAUUUGCUCUGUAAUUCAGUCGUUUGCGUUUUUUCUUCUUCUCCGAUCUGGCAUUACAUGUGUGGCAUGCUUCAUCGUCAGGAUAACGUAAAGUAACAUUUGGGGAUUUUUAGGCGAAGUAACGAUUUGCUGAGGGCACAGCGGAUUUGAUGCCCACUGUUCCAACAUGGAGCACUCUGACUCAAUGACGCAAAAGAACGGGCGGCAGAGGAAGAUCGUGGGAACCACCCUCUUUGAAAACAUUAGAGGCAUGGACAGGGGAGAGACGAGUGCCUCUGAACCAGAAGUGGAAGAGGAGGGAGAGGGUCUCCUCAAAGUGAUGCACACCGAGGACAGUAGGAACAAGGUCCGGCCGGGGCUCCGUGACGAGCUGGGGAACAUUUUGCUUCUGCUGUUCCUGUAUGUGCUGCAAGGGAUUCCUCUCGGACUGGCUGGUAGCAUCCCUCUGAUCCUACAGAGUAAGAGCAUCAGCUACAAAGACCAAGCCUUCUUCAGCUUUGUCUUCUGGCCAUUUAGUCUCAAACUCUUAUGGGCACCACUGGUGGACGCUCUCUACUUCAGCAGGUUCGGUAGACGAAAAUCCUGGCUGGUGCCCACACAGUACCUGCUGGGCCUCUUCAUGCUCUACCUUUCUGUGACGGUCAAUUCCCUGAUGCAAAGUGAGGGAGGACCAAAUGUGGUAGCACUCACUGCGGUCUUCUUCAUGCUUGCCUUCCUUGCAGCCACACAGGACAUAGCUGUGGAUGGCUGGGCCCUGACUAUGUUAUCCAGAGAGAAUGUAGGAUAUGCUUCUACUUGCAACUCUGUGGGCCAGACAGCGGGAUACUUCCUGGGGAAUGUGCUCUUUCUGGCUCUGGAGUCCGCAGACUUCUGCAACAAAUACCUCAGAGUAGAGCCCAAGGACAAAGGCAUCGUCACCUUGUCAGAGUUCUUGUUUUUUUGGGGAAUUGUGUUCCUGGUUUCCACGACUUUGGUGGCCAUCAUGAAAAGAGAAAAUGAUCAGGGAAAAGGAAAGCCGCGAGUCCAGGAGGAAACGCAGGGCGUCAUGGAAACCUACAAGCUGCUAUUCUCUAUCAUCAAGAUGCCCACAGUUUUCACCUUUUGUUCCCUGCUCCUCACCGCCAAAAUUGGGUUCUCGGCAGCAGAUGCAGUGACGGGCCUGAAGCUGGUGGAGGCCGGAGUUCCCAAGGAGCAGCUGGCACUGCUGGCAGUGCCCAUGGUGCCUCUGCAGAUCCUGCUCCCUGUGAUCAUCAGCAAAUACACGGCAGGGCCCAGACCUCUGGAUGUCUUCUACAAGGCCUUCCCUUUUAGGUUGCUCAUAGGACUGGGUUACGCUCUGCUGGUGUGGUGGACGCCCAGCGUGAAACAUGACGGAGGGUUCCCGCUUUACUACUACGCCAUACUGCUGCUGAGCUACGCAUUGCAUCAGGUGACGUUGUACAGUAUGUACGUGGCUUGCAUGGCCUUCCACGCCAAAGUGAGCGACCCCCUCAUCGGCGGCACCUACAUGACGCUGCUGAACACGGUCACGAACCUCGGUGGGAACUGGCCCUCCACGUUGGCGCUGUGGCUGGUGGACCCCCUGACCUCUAAGGAGUGUCAGGGCGCCGUCGGGCAGAGCUGUGGCUCUGUAGAGGAGGUCGGGCUGUGCGUUAAGGAGGGCGGAGCCUGUGUGACCACACUAGACGGCUACUACGUGGAGUCUAUGGUGUGCGUUGUGAUCGGUUUAGUCUGGUGGGUGUGGUUUGGGAAGAAGAUGAGGCGCCUGCAGGAACAGAAUCCCGCUGCAUGGAGGUGCAGAGCUAAUCGGUGACGACGCCCCUCAUCGGUUCCACUUCCUUAUUGCACCUCCGCAUACGCUGCUCCAAAGACAGCUGAAUGGUGGGCAUAUUGUUAUUCCAUUCACGUCCGUUUCGUCCAGCUGGACUUUCGUGGGGCAUACAUCUGAUGAUGGACUCCAUUGUCUCUGUAGAGGUAAAACUCCCUCUCAUCAUUACUCGUGCUUUUGCAACAGUGCCCUGAAAACUGAAACAACCGGUCAGACUAGCUGAGAACUUUUACUUUUUUUUUCUUUCUGAAACCAUAUUCUGCUGCUUGGAACAGCUAAACCAAACAAGAGCUGGCUCAAAUAACAUGUUUAAAUAACUUAAGCAUGUGUUUUUAACUGUUUGGAUGGCCAGUUUAUUGAGUUUAUACGAUGUGGGAGGUACAUGUUGAGUUCUUUGCCGUUUUAGCCUUUUUGGCCCAAAUUUGGGCAAGAAAUAACUUAUUGAACUUCUUCUGAAAAUCUUGUAGGGUAACGCGUAAACUCAGCACUUCAGACUCUAGUUUACCUUCCUGGUCAGUCACCAUUGUACCGAGUACCAGAUACUUAAAGUAAAAGGGAAAACAUACAGAUGAACUGUCCGGUUUCUGGUUACGCCCGGUGUGAAGACGAUCUUUGCUCGCUGCUUGACUGAACAAAAGAUUCUUUAAAUCCUUCUUUAAAUACAUAUUUUUUUGCUCUUUAAAUAUGUAUUUACUUCCUCUUAAGUGAUCUGUGCCUUGUUUGGUGUUUCAAAGUCUUUCGUUUGGUUUGGUAGACUGCCGUUUGUUUCUUUAUACAUACUCCAUAUUAUAAAGUUGAGCACACAAUCCUAAUGAAUAACUCCAUUACUCCUGAUAUCAUCAAUCGUUAAAUUAACUGAGAUGUCUGAAAUAUUAAAAAAAUAUUCUCAAAGAACAUUUUUUGUUUUCUACACUUUAGUUUUAUCCAUCAUAGGACCAAAUGUAAUCUUUAAUCGCAUUAUUGGACUUUGGACUGUUGGGACCUGGUUGGUACGUUACCUUGGCCAAGGCAUUUAUAAGUUUCAAAAAGUUAAAUUUUUUAAGUUGCGGUUAGUGAGUCUCUCAGUAUUUUCCAGACGCAUUACGAUUCAAACACAUUCUAUGUGAAAGGCCAACAUUAUGUGUACUAUCUGUUCAUGCAACAAUGUAUUACAGGAGUCUUAAUUAAGACAUCUUAACAUCCAUAAAGCCUGUCAAGCUUAGCAGAGUGGGACAUUAACACCAGCCUGAGAAGUGUCUUUAAAAUGUUUUGCUCCCAAAACCAGUUGAAGAGAAAUGUAAUACGCAGAGGUUCCACGUUUAUGUUUUCAUAUUGUAUGUAGGACUGAAUGUUACAGUAUUUUCCUCCAACGCCAGCUUUGAAAAACUUCUGUCAAAUGAAAGCAUUGAAGCACACAAUCAGGGCUCAUGUCAGGAGAGCUUCAUUUUGAACUCAUUUGGUAUCGUUUGAUUCUGAGGCCGACUUUCUGAACUACAUGUCAAAGGUCAAUCGGUUUCAGAUGACUAUACUAUGGCAGCAGCUAUGCUACAUUAACAUCAGUUAAGUUCCACUGCACGUGUUUGUUUGACGUUUAUUGGGCCUUCCUUCUGUUUUUAUACGAGCACAUCACUGUUGUAUCGCUGUCUCCCCCCUCCCCCCAUUAUCCGGGCACUGGAUUUAUCUUUUUUAUUUUCUUUACUCGAUUAGAUACUUUAAUCUGCCAAAUUGGCUUUUAGGUGUAUUUCAGCUGCAAACAAAUAUAAUUUAAAUUGAUCAUUUGACUGACUUUUUCUUUUGCAAUGAAAAUGACUGCGUUCUAUUUUAAUCUGCACAACUUUAGUUUACAAUGAGUUUUUAAAUUCCCAAUCGUAUAAAGUAAAAGUAUAGCACAGGGUGAUGGUAAAGUAAGACGUUUUAAUAUGCGAGUGGCAGCUCAUCAGGAUCUUUGACAUUCAUGGGAUGCAUUGUUGAGAUCUGAAACAUAUCUUGUACGCAAUUAAAAAAAACCAUGUGCACUUG